Molecule: messenger RNA, 2622 nt
Organism: Peromyscus leucopus (white-footed mouse)
Lineage: Eukaryota; Metazoa; Chordata; Mammalia; Rodentia; Cricetidae
Gene: Tmem63a
Product: transmembrane protein 63A
Cellular component (GO): plasma membrane
Molecular function (GO): nucleic acid binding; calcium-activated cation channel activity
Source: RefSeq, a predicted model, not a curated record
CGUGGACGCAGCUCUGCGCAUGUGCAAAGAGGCGCCGGAGUUUCACUUUGUAACUUUUAAGUGGUGGGGACGCUGCCCCGCCCCGCCAGGUACCGCCAGACCACUCCCCUCGGCGCGCGCCGCCGCCGCCGCCGCCGCCGCCGCAGGGAGAGAAGGCAUGAUGACCAGCUCCCCAUUCCUGGAUCCCUGGCCGUCCAAGGCGGUGUCCAUCCGUGGGAACCUGGGCCUUGGGGACCACCCCAAUGACUCCUACUGCUAUAGCUCAGCCAAAAACAGCACUGUGCUUCAGGGGGUCACCUUCGGAGGCAUCCCCACAGUCCUGCUCAUAGAUGUCGUCUGCUUCCUGAUUUUAGUCCUGGUGUUUUCCAUCAUAAGGAGAAGAUUCUGGGAUUAUGGCCGCAUAGCUCUGGUAUCAGAAGCAGGCAGUGAGGCCAGAUUCCAGAGGUUGUCGUCGUCAUCUUCUUCUUCCUCACAACAAGACUUUGAAAAUGAACUGGUUGGGAUGCUGCCUUGGCUGACUGCCAUCUUCCGCCUGACCGAUGACCAGAUCCUGGAGUGGUGUGGGGAGGGCAUCCACUACCUGUCCUUCCAGAGGCACAUCAUCUUCCUGCUGGUGGUGAUCAGCUUCUUCCUGUGUGUCGUCUUGCCAGUCAACCUCUCAGGAGACUUGCUGGAUAAAGACCCCUACAGCUUUGGGAGGACAACAAUAGCCAACCUGCAGACCAACAAUGACCUCCUUUGGCUGCACACCGUCUUCUCCGUCAUCUACCUCUUCCUCACCGUGGGCUUCAUGUGGCAUCACACACGGUCCAUCAGAUACAAAGAGGAAAGCCUGGUGAGACAGACCCUGUUCAUCACAGGACUCCCCAGGGAAACAAGAAAGGAGACGGUGGAGAGCCACUUCCGGGAUGCGUAUCCCACGUGUGAGGUGGUGGAUGUCCAGCUGUGCUACAGCGUGGCUAAGCUGAUGUACCUGUGCAGAGAGAGGAAGAAGGCGGAGAAGAGCCUUGCCUAUUACACAAGCCUGCAGGCCAAGACCGGCCGACCGACCCUCAUCAACCCCAAGACUUGUGGCCAGUUCUGCUGCUGCGAAGUGCAGGGCUGUGAGCGGGAAGACGCUAUCUCUUACUACACCCGAAUGAAUGACAGACUGCUGGAGAGGAUUACAGCCGAGGAGUGCCGGGUCCAGGACCAGCCCCUAGGAAUGGCCUUUGUCACCUUCCGUGAGAAGUCCAUGGCUACUUUCAUCCUGAAAGACUUUAAUGCCUGCAAGUGCCAGGGCCUUAGGUGUAAAGGUGAGCCCCAGCCAUCCUCCUAUAGCAAAGAGCUCUGUGUCUCCAAGUGGAUUGUCACCUUUGCCUCGUACCCUGAGGACGUCUGCUGGAAGAACCUCUCCAUCCAGGGUGUCCGCUGGUGGCUGCAGUGGCUGGGCGUCAACUUCACUCUGUUUGUGGUGCUGUUUUUCCUGACCACGCCCUCCAUCAUCCUGUCUACCAUGGACAAGUUCAACGUCACCAAACCCAUCCAUGCGCUGAAUAACCCUGUCAUCAGCCAGUUUUUCCCCACGCUCCUGCUGUGGUCCUUCUCGGCGCUGCUCCCUUCCAUUGUCUACUACUCCACACUGCUGGAGUCUCACUGGACGAGGUCGGGGGAAAACCGGAUCAUGGUGUCAAAGGUCUAUAUAUUCUUGAUCUUCAUGGUGCUGAUCCUGCCCUCCCUCGGCCUGACUAGCCUGGAUUUCUUCUUCCGGUGGCUCUUUGACAAAACUUCCUCAGAGGGCUCCAUCAGGUUGGAGUGCGUCUUCCUGCCAGACCAAGGUGCCUUCUUUGUGAACUACGUCAUCGCCUCAGCCUUCAUCGGCAGUGGCAUGGAGCUGCUGCGGCUGCCCGGCCUCAUCCUCUAUACCUUCCGCAUGAUCAUGGCCAAGACGGCCGCUGACCGCAGGAAUGUUAAGCAGAACCAGGCCUUUGAAUACGAGUUCGGAGCCAUGUAUGCGUGGACGUUGUGUGUCUUCACCGUCAUCAUGGCUUACAGCAUCACCUGUCCCAUUAUCGUGCCAUUUGGCCUCAUCUACAUCCUGCUCAAGCAUCUGGUGGAUCGGCACAACCUGUACUUCGCUUACCUCCCGGCCAAGCUGGAGAAGAGGAUCCACUUUGCCGCUGUGAACCAGGCCUUGGCUGCUCCCAUCCUCUGCCUCUUCUGGCUUUUCUUUUUCUCCUUCCUUCGCCUGGGUCUGAAGGCUCCCGCCACCCUGUUCACCUUCGUGGUGGUGCUGCUCACCAUUCUGGCCUGCCUGCUCUACACCUGCUUUGGAUGCUUCAAGCACCUGAGCCCCUGGAACUACAAGACAGAAGAGUCAGCAGCAAGUGACAGAGGAAGCGAAGCAGAGGCCCACGUGCCCUCAUCAUUCACACCCUACGUGCCUCGGAUUCUGAACGGUUUGGCCUCAGAGAGGACAGCCCUGUCUCCACAGCAGCAGCAGACCUAUGGCGCCAUCCGUAACAUCAGUGGGACUCUUCCUGGGCAGCUUGUGGCUCAGAAUCCUAGCGACAGUGUGGCCUGUGCCUACCAGGAAUCCUGAGAGUGGGCAAGCUGCUGGUCUGGCAGGCUCUGGACACUCAG